Prosopis cineraria is the source of this 1894-nucleotide messenger RNA. Its product is annotated as sesquiterpene synthase-like. The record is from RefSeq and is a predicted model, not a curated record. Gene Ontology annotation, molecular function: terpene synthase activity; magnesium ion binding. Bases 31 to 1566 code for a protein of 511 amino acids. Gene Ontology annotation, biological process: diterpenoid biosynthetic process. Lineage: Eukaryota; Viridiplantae; Streptophyta; Magnoliopsida; Fabales; Fabaceae. The transcript is spliced from 6 exons.
CCUAGCAACUUUGUAAGCUAUAAACCAAAAAUGUCUUCCUGGACUCCCACUUCUCAAAAAAGGCGUCCCAUCGCCAAUUUUAGUCCCAAUAUCUGGGAGUACAAUUUGUUCGCCUCUGCUCCUGCUCUUGUCCUGAAUGAAGAGUUGGAUAUCCAACAACAACUACAACAUUUGAAGAACCAAGUUCGAAAGUUGAUACUAAAUCGAGUUGAGGAUCCUACAGAGAAGUUAAACUUGAUCGACAAUAUUAAACGUCUAGGUGUGUCAUGUCAUUUUGAAAAUGAGAUUAGAGAGAUAAUAGAGAAUAUGCAUGAGAACCAUCCUCCUUUUGAGGGCAAAGAUCUUCACACCAUUUCCCUCUGGUUUCGCUUGCUUAGGCAAGAAGGUUAUCAUGUGUCAUCUGAUGUAUUUGAUCAAUUUAGAGAUGAAAAUGGUGAUUUUAAGAAGUCAUUGAUUGAAGAUGUGAUUGGAAUGUUGAGCUUAUACGAGGCUGCACAUUUUGCCAUCCAAGGAGAAGAUGUUCUUGACAAAGCUAUACACUUUACUACUUAUCAUUUGACAUUAAGGCUAAGCAACUUGAACCCAACUCUUGAACGAAAAGUAAAUCAUGCAUUGAACUACUCUAUUCGUAGAGGCAUACCUAGAUUGGAGUCCAAAUAUUACAUUCCUAUGUAUUCAUUAGAGGCUUCUCAAAAUGAUCCUUUGUUAGAAUUAGCCAUUGUUGACUUUAAUGUUAACAAGCUUAACUUGUAUUUGUAUUACAGGUGGUGGAAAAUGUUAGAUUUUAUGAUGAAGGUACCUUAUGCUAGGGACCGAGUUGUUGAAGGCUAUUUUUGGAUAUUAGGUGUAUAUUUUGAGCCUCAAUAUAUGCUUGGAAGGACAAUUACGACCAAAUUAGCUGCAACAAUUUCAGUGAUUGAUGAUACAUAUGAUGCAUAUGGCACAAUUGAAGAACUUGAACUAUUCACGCAAGCAAUUGACAAGUUAAAUAAUUCUAAGAAUGAUAUUUGUUCAAUAAAUUUAAUUUGUAGGUUUAGCUUAGCUAAUAAUGUCUUCAUUAUAUUCAUAGUUUCAACAACUUGCAAAGCUUAUCUGGUUGAAGCCAAGUGGUGCAACGAAGGUUACAUCCCAACAUAUGAAGAGUACAUGGAAAAUGGAAUUGUGUCAUGUGGUUAUCCUUUGCUCAUGACAUCUUGCCUACUUGGCCUCAGGAACUCGGCCACCAAAGAUGUGUUUGAUUGGAUUAUCCAAGUUCCCAAAAUGGUAAGACCAUCAUCUAUUAUCACUAGAGUGAUAAAUGACAUGGGUUCUCACAAGUUUGAGAAAAAAAGAUUACAUGUUGCCUCAAUAAUAGAAUGUUCGAUGAAUCAACAUGGGAUUUCCGAGCUAGAGACCUAUGAACUGUUGCAAAAAGAAUUAGAAGAUGCGUGGAAAGAUAUUAAUGAAGAAUACUUGAAGGAAAUAUUUGUUCCAAAAGUUGUGCUUCAAUGUGUUGUGAAUUUCACAAGUAUUGUAGAGUUGGUGUAUGGAAACUUUUCAACAAGUAUACAAAUGCAGAGUUAUUAAAAGAUCAUAUUGCAGCACUAGUGGUGGAUACUGUUGGCAAUUAGCAACACAAGUUAAUGCUUCGAACAUAUGCAACAGCUUUCAAAUACUAAAGUCUAUAUGCAAUGGAUCAACUAGUGGAAAAGAUUGUGUGGCGUGUGUAUGUAUUGAUAUAGGAGUGAAUCAUAUUAAUGUUGUUUUAGAUUGUUUGGUUCUUUUUACUUUCUUAGAUUGUAUAACAAUUAUGCUUGUGUAUGCAUGAUUGCAAGUAUAGAAGAAGUACUGUUCAUGUUCUAUAACACAUGGAAGGGGUUUUUAUUGAUAGUUAAUGAACUGUUGGUUGUGGAAA